Molecule: messenger RNA, 543 nt
Organism: Sphenostylis stenocarpa
Lineage: Eukaryota; Viridiplantae; Streptophyta; Magnoliopsida; Fabales; Fabaceae
Source: the annotation of a GenBank genome assembly
AUGCAUAUGGGCUGGGUUGUUUGCAUGGGCUUAAUUCAAGUUAUGGGCUGUAUCUGGAGCACUCAUGGCCCAAAAAGAGCCCAGACGAAACUGAAGAUUGGAAAAGACGAAAAGAAGAGAAGGCACAUCACAAGGUUAAGAGUGAAGGGAGAGAGUGAAAGAGAUCACUACUUGAUGGCGUCAAAGUUGCACCAGUUGCUGUCCAAAGCAUGUCAAGCAUCUCAAUUCGUAGCCAAACAUGGAACUAACUACUACAGGCAAUUGCUGGAACAAAACAAGCAAUAUAUUCAGGAGCCUCCUACAGUAGAGAAAUGCAACCUGCUGGCUAAGCAAUUGUUCUACACCCGCCUUGCCAGUAUUCCGGGUCGUACAGAGUCCUUCUGGAAGGAACUUGAUUAUGCCAAGAAUCUAUGGAAGAACAGGAAAGAAUUGAAGGUGGAAGAUGCAGGUAUUGCUGCUUUGUUUGGCCUGGAAUGCUUUGCAUGGUAUUGCGCUGGUGAGAUUGUUGGAAGGGGAUUUACCUUCACCGGUUACUAUGUCUGA